Oreochromis niloticus (Nile tilapia) is the source of this 4480-nucleotide messenger RNA. It is a transcript of the gene trpc4apa, whose product is annotated as transient receptor potential cation channel, subfamily C, member 4 associated protein a. Gene Ontology annotation, molecular function: phosphatase binding. Gene Ontology annotation, biological process: ubiquitin-dependent protein catabolic process. The transcript is spliced from 18 exons. Lineage: Eukaryota; Metazoa; Chordata; Actinopteri; Cichliformes; Cichlidae. Gene Ontology annotation, cellular component: Cul4A-RING E3 ubiquitin ligase complex. The record is from RefSeq and is a predicted model, not a curated record. The coding region runs from base 23 to 2347 and encodes 774 amino acids.
UUCAGUUCAGGAAGAAGAAAUAAUGGCGACGCUUCUGGGGUGCGAGUCCCCUUGUACGAGAGGAAAACGAAGAAACUACAGUAGCAAUAUCAUCACGAAGUUCACGGCCACUAAAAUCACCGGCCAGGGCUUCAGUCGAGGAACACAGCUCCCAGGAGGCCUGCUUCAGGAGAGAGAUAAACGUGCCAAGUGGAAUGGCAUCCCUACUCUGCUGCAGAAGCUUUAUGAGAGCAGCCAUCCCAACAGUGACCUCUCCCAUGCCCACACCUUUCUUAAGUUAUUAUUAUCCCAGCUGUCUGUGGAGGCCAUGUCCUUUGUCACAGAGGACAGGAAGACCGCUCAGGAAUCCACCUUCCCCAACACGUACACUUUUGACCUCUUUGGUGGAGUUGAUCUUCUAGUGGAAAUCCUGAUGAGACCUACACUAACUAUGCAGAAGAAGAAACCUAAAAUGAAUGAUGACCUGGUCAAAGACUGCCUUAGUGUUCUGUACAACUGUUGCAUAUGUACGGAGGGUGUCACAAAGAGUCUGGCAGCUAGGGAUGACUUUGUUCUGUUUCUCUUCACCUUGAUGACAAACAAGAAGACCUUCCUACAGACUGCUACUCUUAUUGAAGAUAUUCUUGGAGUAAAAAAGGAGAUGAUCCAGUUAGAGGGCAUCCCUAACCUGUCGGGUCUGGUUCAAAGCUUUGACCAGCAACAGCUGGCCAACUUCUGCCGCAUCCUUUCUGUCACAAUCUCAGAACCUGAUGUGGGAAAUGAUGACAAGCACACCCUGUUGGCCAAAAAUGCACAGCAAAAACGCAAUGCAAGUCCUUCACGUGCAGAGGUCAACCAGGUAACCCUGCUGAGCAUCCCAGGCUUCAUUGAGCGGCUUUGUAAGCUGGCCACUAGAAAGGUAUCUGAAGCCACAGGUGCUAACUUCCUGCAGGAGCUGGAGGACUGGUACACAUGGCUGGAUAAUGCUCUGGUACUGGAUGCUCUCAUGCAGAUGGCCACUGAGGAGCCUGAGCAAAGCAGUACAGAGUCGUCAGAUGAGAGUUCUCUGGCUACCAGCCCUCUGAGACAUCGACUGCCCCAGUCUAUGAAGAUUGUCCAUGAGAUUAUGUAUAAAGUAGAAGUACUGUAUGUGCUCUGUGUCCUUCUGAUGGGCCGACAAAGGAAUCAGGUUCACAAGAUGCUGGCUGAGUUUCGUCUCAUCCCAGGGCUCAACAACCUGUUCGACAAGCUCAUCUGGAGGAAAUAUACAGUUUCGAAUCACGUGGUGCAUGGCCAGAAUGAGAACUGCGACUGUAGUCCAGAGAUAUCCUUCAAAAUCCAAUUCUUGCGAUUACUUCAGAGUUUCAGUGAUCAUCACGAGAACAAGUACCUCCUUCUAAAUAGCCAGGAGUUGAAUGAACUGAGUGCCAUUUCCAUGAAAGCUAAUAUCCCAGAGGUGGAAGCUCUUGUCAAUACAGACAGAAGCCUCGUGUGUGAUGGGAAGAAGGGCCUCCUCACACGCCUCCUGACUGUCAUGAAGAGGGAGCCUCCAGACUCGUCUUUCAGAUUCUGGCAGGCAAGGGCAGUGGAAAGUUUCCUCAGAGGUGCCACAUCCUAUGCAGACCAAAUGUUCCUUCUGAAGAGGGGACUACUAGAACACAUCCUAUUCUGCAUCAUAGACAGUGGUUGUACAUCUCGCGAUGUCCUUCAGAGUUACUUCGAUCUGCUUGGUGAGCUCAUGAAGUUCAACAUUGAUGCUUUUAAGAGAUUCAACAAAUAUGUCAACACUCCAGAAAAGUUUCAGAUGUUCUUAACACAGAUCAACAGCUCCCUCGUGGAUUCAAACAUGCUGGUACGCUGCAUCGUUCUUUCAUUGGACCGCUUUGAGAGCCAGACUGAAGAUGUCAAAGUGGUGGAGGUACUUUCUGAGUGCUGCUUGCUAUCGUAUAUGGCCAGAGUUGAGAACAGGCUGUCGUUCCUUUUCCGACUGGUCAACAUCAUCAAUGUACAGACACUCACACAGGAGAAUGUCAGCUGUUUAAACACCAGUUUGGUGAUUUUGAUGUUGGCCAGAAGAAAGGCUAAACUGCCCUUCUACCUCAACGCCCUUCGUGAGAAGGAGUAUGCUGAGAAGUACCCGGGCUGCCUGCUUAACAACUUCCACAAUCUACUGCGAUUCUGGCAGCGCCACUACCUCAAUAAGGACAAAGACAGCACCUGUCUGGAGAACAGCUCCUGUAUCCCCUUCAGCUACUGGAAGGAGACUGUAUCAGUGCUGCUGGGUUCAGACAGGACUUCUCUGUGUGCCAUAGCGAGCUACAUCGAUGAACCAUUCAUGGAUCUGGACAGAGAUCUGCUGGAAGAUUGACCUCCAGUGUGUGCACUUAGUGCACUGGGGAUGGGAUGGGGCAGAUGGCCACAUGGAGCAUGGACACCUAAAGCUGGCGAUGACCCCGCUGAGCUGAGCCGUCCGGCUGCUUAGGAACUGUGUUCUGGAUGUAAAAACUCACCUGUUUGCUGUUUGCACCUUCGCAUGGAGGCUGUUUUCACAGAUUUCAGCAAAUAGGAGUUUUCCUGGCCAUCGCGUUCUCACUGAGUUAAAUCUGCUUUUCAAGAGAAAGAAGAGGAAAACCUGUAUGCCCACCCCAGAUUGGCCACAUGGUAUAACAGACAAUUAAACAACCUUGAAAAAAUGACACCUGCAUUGGUUGUUUGCUUUAGGUGAAAUUUAAAUCAAACUUUUUAUAUAACCUAGAAAGUUCUAUGAAAAAUAUGUAUGAUUCAACAAGUUAUGUUAGGAAAAAAAUGGACUUGGUUUGGAAAUGACCACAGCUUGAACUUUCACGUGCAGGUUAGUGGUGUUUCACGGGGCUGCCAGGAGUCACCAGCCUCACUCUCGCUCUCUGUUGACUCCAUGUCACUCCACUGCCUGAGCUUUGAGGAAAACGGUUUUAGACCCCCCCCCCCUUAUGAGUCCUCUAAAAGGAGAAUUUUCAAUGAACCUGUCUGUCUAUUUUAUUAGGUGGCUAUUGUUCAUUGGUGCUUUCUGGCUCCACUCAGCACAUUUAGGUAGCUUGAGGGUGGGCUGGCAUGUUCCACAUAUCACAUGGGGUUCCUCUCAUCUAAAAACCACCCUUCAGUUAUGGCUUCAGAAGCCCCACCCAGGGACUCAUUAAUAAUAUCAUUAUUAUUAUUAUUAUUAUUAUUAUUAUUAUUUUUCCAAGAUUAUUUUUCUUGACUUAUAUUUUGUGUUGUUAAAAACGGUGGCUUUUAGCUCUGGAUAAAUUGUAGAAUGAAAUAUUGCACAUUUGUUUUUAUUGUUUAUAUUUUAACCCAUUUGUUAAAAAAAAUCUUCAUUAUGUAACAGAAGCUGUUGUGAGAAAAUGCUUUGGGAAGAGAAUAAACUAUGCAGGUGUAAGUGUUAAAAUAAGAGUUUUUGUUCACCCCCUACAUAAAGUUUGCUUUAUGUGAAUUAGCUUUCAGCCCAAUGUCAUCAGCAUUUGAUUGGAAAUCCUCCACUUUCUCUGGUAUCUGGCAUUUCCUGAAACCUACAAGCUGAGAAUGACAAUCUUCUUGGUGGCUCCUUCUGCAUAGCACAGCUUUAGUUUGAAGGAGAAACGAUGAGCCUGGCUGUGUUAAAGUUGUCCACAGCCUGAAUGUGCUCCUGUUUUGUUGAAAUGGAAGAUGCAGAGCUAAAAAGAUUUGGGUGUAUCAAGUCAAACAAGUACAAAUGAAUCAGCUACCUCAUGUUUUAUCCCAACGCCGUACAGAUCAAACCACUCCUAAUCACAAGUGUACAGAUUUAAUCUCAGCACGUUGUGUUCACGUGAAUGUAUGAGGGCAUUUCUGACACCAUGAGUUGUGCUUUUUUUGCCUUGAGAUGCAAGUGAACAUGUCAAAUUUUUUUUGAAGCCUUCUAUUUGCUUUAAAAUCUUCUUAAGGUUCUCCUGUUUUCUAGCUUUUAGCAUGUCUUAAAUCUCUUGACUGGUGUGCGCAAACUUUAAAUGACUUCAUCUUCUGUGCUUCGCAGUGAAAGUAACGCAAGUACCCGUAAGUGCUUCUCUUUCCAAUUCUCCAUUUCUUUGUUGGAUGCUCAAGAAUAUUUACAACGGUGUUCUUCAGGACGGAUUGUUUAUUACGCUGUUAUCGCUUCAGGCGUCCGUGGUAGAAGUCAGACGAAGCUGUUGGUAUGAAAGCAUGAAUGCUGUGAGCUCUUUGGAAUACCUGUAUAAACAUUUUCUUCGCCCUAGUUUCCGUAGCUUUGUGAGUUUAUGAGAGUGACCCUUCUGUAUGAUGCACAAGAGAACUGGUUCUCUAUAGUAAUGCUGUAUGUGGUGUGAUCCACCCAGUAGGCCUUAGUUUUCAUUCAUUAGUUUGUACAGAAAAAAUGGUGAAAUGUUAUUCUCUUUGGCCAAAAACAUGCUGCAUAAUAUAACACACUAUUUGACUUAUUUUUAGACCCCUGACUUUGACUUUAACUGUACAUUUUAUGUAAUGUUUA